ACUUGCUCUACAUAAUUUAUGAGCUUAAGAAACGGCUCGGAUAUAUGAUUUUUUACUCGAUCAGUAUUUUAAAACAUAGGACACAAAGUAGCAACGUAUAUCUUAUACAUCGUUCGUGAUAUAAGUAAUUACGUUUUGCAAUUAGGAAAGAGUAGGGAUUCAUUCAACCAAUCAGCCGCAAAGUGAUAACCACUGAUUCUGAAUAGAACAGAUACGAUAUCUGGUCAAAUCUCCAUGUCACGUAUAUUACAAGUGUUGAUUUUCGACUAACCUCUGACACGGUGUAUUUCGUCCGUAAAAAUGGAUAAAAGCAAAUUGGAUACAUCUAGGUCAGGGUAUCGUGAGGAUAUCUCUAGUCAUUCUAAGAAAAAUAAGAAAAGAUCAAGUAAAAAAAAUAAUAUACUUGGUUUAUGGAUGAAUAACAUGCAAAACAAUCAAAAUAACGAUAUGGUACCCGGAAUGGAGUAUCAGCAUCUAUUAUGGCAGUCCAAUGUCCAACAACAAAACUUUUCGAACAAUGGACAGCGUCUUUUUACAACAACGUCCGAUCCUAGCAUGUGUGGUUAUACACAGAUGCCCAUGACGUAUACCAUGGAACCUGUUUCACUUCCAACCAUGUAUAGGCUAUAUCAACCAGUACCGUUUUCUGGUAUUAGAACUGUUCACGGUAGACCCAGACGGCAUUGUAAUCAAAAUUUUCCAAUGAAUUUGAAUAUGAAUUCUAUGGGGAAUGGUUACUCAAGUUUACAAGAAAAUGGAGUAGAAUCUUCUGUGCCUAUUAAUUAUCAAAAUGGAGAUUAUGCAAGCUUGCCACCUACUGGUAACAAGAAUAAUGAAAUAAAUGGGGAUGAGCCAAAUUCAGAGCAUCGAAGGUAUUCAGAUCCUGGUCUUGGAUCUGCAGAAGCUCCAGUUCAAACUCAGAGCGAAGAUUCUGAUAGUAUCGAUAGUGGAAGCUCUAUUACUACAGUUGGACGUAGCAAUAAGCUCGUCUUAUCUCUUAUCGAACAGAUGACAGAACUGAAAAAAGGCAACAGUCAAUUGUUCAAAGAGUUAAAUGAAACAAAAUCGGAACUAGGCAGUAUGAAAGCAAAACUAGCACAAUGUAAAUAUAGCAGCUCUUCAGAUUAUCAACCAGGAAUGUUAUCAGAUUUUAUUCGCGAAAUUAGACAAGCCAACAAAACAUGCGAGGAGGGAUUGAUCUCUAAAGUAAAAUCUAUGGUGGAGGAAAAACUGAACCAAAGGUCGUUAGAAGUGGCAAAUUUAAACAAUCGAAUAAUAAAAUUAACGGAAGAAAAAGAGGAAAGCGACAGAAGAAUAGCAAAAUUGGAGGAGGAAGUGGCAAUGUUGAAGCUGAAUGCAAACAACGAAGGCCGCGAGAUCGCCGCGUUCGAGGAAGAAACUCUGGCGCUGAGACGGGAGCUGCAGGAGGCCCGGGCGUCCAAGUGUCUGGGAGGCGAGGGCCACGUGGCAAAGUGCGUAAACGCAACAUCAGCCCCGCCUGUCGCUACUUUCCAUACUACGCAAUCCUACGUAACCAGCACCCCCGUGCGUACCGCUCUAUCCGACACCUGUAGCCUCAUCCCCGCGCCAUCGUCAUCGACAUCGUCGUUGUCCUUGUUGGCCCCCCAACACCUCGCCUCGUUACUGCGAAACAACAACAACACGGAUCUGGCUCGCCACCAUUUCGCCUCCGACAAUCCGAUCGUUUAUCGGACCGCUGAUUGUAGCACCACCACCACCACCACCACCACCAGCGCAGCAGCCUCUUCUCUCGACGACCAGGGCCCCGUUUCGAGCAACGAGUCGCUCUCGGCGAUGGGCGGCGAUGAUAGCACAGGUCUCGAGGAGACCACCACCGGUUCCAGCGUCGCGGAAGUUGCCUCGUUGGGAGGGAGCUUCAAGGUGGAGCAAGGAAUCCUCGAUCGAGUGGAGAAGAAGCAGGAGGAGGAGGAGGAGGAGGAUGCGAGGAUCGCGGAGGAAGAGGACAGGGCGAAAGGAAACGACGAGGAGGACGAGGCUAUGGACUCCGCGAAGAGGAAUCCGGAGACGAACGGCAGGUGGAUCGCGGAGAAGAGAGCGAAGGCGGCGAGGAAAGAGGAGGAGUCGGGGCGCGGUGGUCAGCAUCGUUAUCAGCAGCAGCAGCAGCGAGCGGGAUCGAGGAAGUCGGGGAGGAAGAAGAGGGGUAGCUUGGUGUCGAGGAGAUCGUUGAGCGAGGCGGACAAGGUUAUGGAGAGGAACGAGAUGGGGGGGAGAGACGCGAGGAGAAGGGUGAGCAAGGACGAGGAUCGGAAUGGCGGCGACGACGACGUCGACGACGACGAAACGAGCCGAGCCAUCACCGAGAUCCCGGAAGUGGCCGUAGUCGGUGGUGGCUCCUUCGUGCCGAAAGAUCUCUGCUCGACGGGAAUCCUGACCUCCAGAGUCCUGACAGCACCUUCACGCGCUACCUACACCACCGCCUACAUUUAGGCUACGUACGCGCGGGGCCCCUGCCAAUCAAACGCGAACCGACGAGCAAGGGGGGCUUCAAGGGCUUGCUAGAGGCUACUACUAUGUACAUGUCGAAUAGCACGUAGGUCUAUCGUUGUUUCGCUCCUUCUCUUCUCUCUCUCUCUCUCUAUUUCUCUCUUUUUCUCUGUCUCUCCUCCUCUUUGUAUCUUUCUCGUCGUUACGUCUCUUCCUUGCCUCGCGGAUUCCGCUCGCGGAUUUAUUCCCCUUGGCUUCGUUUCGAAUCACGCGAGCCAAGUUUAAGUUUUUCGUGUGAAAAUUUUUUUUUUUUUUCUUUUUCCAAAGUAUUUGUAAUUCAUAGCGCGCGUGGAAGAGAGUUGGCACGUUUCGUACGUUCUUUCGGAGGUGAUCUCUGUCGAAGGUAUCGUUUAUCUCCUCCGUUUCUUCUUCUUUUACUUCUUUUUUUUUUUUUAGAGGUAGUUUUUAUCGGUCUCUGAAGUGACAACGAAAGAAGCAAAUUAAGCUCGACGUUUAAAAUGUUAAACUGUUGGAAAAUAUGUAGUAUUUUUUUUUUCUUUCUUUUUUUCUUUUUUUUUUUAGAAUUUGGGAAAUUUCUUUCAGUUUCACUUCACAGUUGUUGUUGUAAUUAGUUGUAAUUAGUUGAUUAUGUGGUAAGUAGGUAACAGUGUAAAUUACGUUGGCAUGGCUUUUGAGCUUGUUACACGAGCAUGCGUUUAAUUUCCGAAUUCUUUUUUAAUUAUCGUGUGGCUCGAUUCCUCAAAUUUUUACUCGAUGCGUGUAUUUUUAUAUUUAGACUAUAUUUUUAUAUUUUUCUUUUAACGAUUUUAUCUUUUCGAUUCAAUUUUUUCCCCGCAAACUCUUUUAACUCUUUUUAAAUCGACAUCAAGACUUUAUCGUUCGACGAAAAAUCAAACAUUUCUUUUAUAUAUAUAUAUAUUACAUUUCGAAGAAUAUAAUAUAGCAAGAGUACUCAACGUUCCAACAUCUUUUUUCUUCAAACUCUUCGACAGUUGCCAAUGUCAAUCUCGUUACAUUUCUAAAAGAUCGUCGAAGGGUGUUCAACUUGUCAUCUCGCAUCCCUGUUCGAAAAGAAAAUAGAAAUUAAAAAAAAAAAAAGGAAAAAAAGAACGAAGAAAAAAAAAAUAAAACCGAUUUUUUCCCCCCGAUAGAUUCGAGGAUGAGAUCGAAAGAAUCAACGUAUCAUUAUCGAUUAUACUCGUUGUAUUCCACCGUUUCGCUCAAACAUCAUAAAAAUGUCCCGGUGUGUACAGUUUAAACAAGCAAAGUCAAUUUUUAUCUUUCGAUCCGUUCGUUCGGUGGAAAUAACGGCCGCCACAGAUACACGUUUCUCCAUUUUUCCCUUCCUUUUAUCCAUUCUCUCUCUCUCUCUAUAUAUAUAUAUAUAUAUUUAUACAUCUCUGUAUAUCUCUCUAUCUCACUCGCUCACUCGCUCUCCCCCUCCUCCCGUUUCGAUGUAUGGAGUUUGUACACGGCAAUUUAAUAAAUGAUCAAA
Messenger RNA from Apis cerana (Asiatic honeybee), 3982 nucleotides. RefSeq lists its product as uncharacterized. The record is from RefSeq and is a predicted model, not a curated record. NCBI's taxonomy places the organism in Eukaryota, Metazoa, Arthropoda, Insecta, Hymenoptera, Apidae.